CUCCCGGGCCGAGAGCACAGAGCCGGAGCCGGGUCGGGGCGCCGCCGCCGAGGCGCGGCCAUGGAGGGGAAGCCCCGCGCCGGGGUCGCGCUGGUCCCGGGGCCGAGCGGCCGCGGGCCUUCCGCCCGCCGCGCCCGCCGCCGCCGCCGCCGCCCGGGGCUGCUGCUGCCCGGCCUCUGGCUGCUGCUGCUGGCCCGGCCGGCCUCGUGCGCGCCAGAUGAGCUCUCUCUGGAACAGCACAACCUUUCUCUAUCCUCCGUGGAGCUCACGCUGAAGAAGAGCACCGUGCACAGCACUGCACAUGUGGCCUUAACAGAAACUGCUCCAGGGUCCCAGCAAAGCCCUUCUCUUCACGUCAUAUCAUCUCCAUCUACCACUCCUUUUGAUACAACCUUUUUUAACCAAGGAAAACUGACCCAAAAUACAGCAGAUCACAGCAUCUUUGUGGCAAAUUACGUGUCAGUGACGAGCAACGAGGUGGUCAUAAAUGAUGAUGAAAUGGAUAACUUUUUGCCAGAAACUCACUGGACCACUUCCCAUGCGGUUUCUUCAAUACAGGAUGUCACAGUCGGCCCACUGGGGCAGCCCGAGGAAACCUUAGACUCUAUGCUGACUCCAUCAUUACCCGCGAUUUCUUUACAAGAUGAAGAAGUGACGUCAGCCUGGCAGAACACAGUGCAGCAACCAACAACGAGUGCUGAGGCCCCCAGUCAUUUCGAUGCUUUUCCGUCAGCUCUUUCCACUUCUGAGGGCAUAAUUCCAACUCCUGGGAGGAAUUUGGUGCUUUAUCCUACUGACACUUAUGGGCACUUACCAAGCAGGACUUUGCCAGAGAUCGUGGCUUCAGGAACAGAGGAUGUGGAAACCCUCCCUUUUAGCGCGCCAUCUUCAGUGCCUCGGCCGUUAGGCGAUGGCAUUACUCAACAGCCAUUUCCCCGCUUGGAGGAGGUCUCACCGUCUCCAGAGGAUGUUCUGGCCACAGGUGCAGACAGAUACCCUGAUGUGACCACUGCUUUGCUUCAAAGUCUGAAAGAAGCCACCUCUCCAAGAACGUACUCUGCUGCAACUGUAUCACAGACAGCCCUUGCUUUCAGCAGCAGCAGCAGCAGCAGCACAAAUUCAGAUUUGUUUUCAACUCCUCUUGCAUUUGUAUCCUUUUCUACUCAACCUGCUGAUGUUUCAUAUAACCCCUUUCUUGCCGGCAACUCCAUCGAAACAUCACAAUCGCCUGGCAAUUCGGUGGUCCCAAGUCAUGUAGCCGAGACUCACGUUGGGAGCCCCAUGUCUUCACUCAGACCGUACACAUGGUGCAUGUCCUGCACUCUGGCGUCGCCUCAGCACGUUCUGUCAACGAGCCUCAUGGAGAAAGACGUGGGAUCUGGGGAUGGUGCUGAGACCCUGUCUGUGACAGUAUUGGAAGUGAGCAGCAUCUCUCCACUGAGCAGCGUAGUAGUGGACUUCUCUGAAUUUGAAGGAGAGCCUCAAGAAUUUAAUACACUUUUUCCCUCAAGACCGAUAGUUCCACUUUCUUCUCGAUCUGUGGAAAUCUCAGAAAGGAGCACUGGUAUUUCAGCCGAGGCGGAUAUGAGUAUUGUUAUGACCACACCAGUGUAUCCUUCCCACGGCCACCUCUCUGUACCAGUGUCACUCGAUACUGCUACUUUGGGCUUGUCCUCUGUCGCUGAAACACAAGUAAUGCCAUCCAGUGUAACAGCUGUGUUUUCCUCGGUCACCACCAGUGUUCUCCUUGACUCAUCUUUCCCCGUCACAGCAAACAAAAACACACCAUCGCUUGCUCUCAGAGACCCAAGUCUUUUUGCGUCUUACACUUUGGCUCCUUCAGUAGAGUCUUCACUUUUCCCUGACCGAGAACCAGCCAGUUUUUCCCAACAUGAAACUGGAAGUAUUUUGGAUUUUGCCUCUAGCUUUUUCUCAACUCCACUGCUGGAAUUCAGCAGCUUGGUCCCCCUAUCUUCAGAAGUACUUUCUUCUCCAUCUCUGAUGUCAAGUGAUUUGUCAGUCUUCUUUUCUCAGACUUUUUCUACCUUGGUUGAGACACUUAUCUUGUCUGACUCUAUCCACUUGCAGUCACCUCAGCUUUCUGUUCCUAAUUCCACAAACCUUGGAUUUUCUCAGCUCCUGCCAAGUUCAGACUUGCUUUUAAAUACACUCACUGUUCUGCCUAGUUACUCUGAAACAUCACUACGGUCCAGCUUCCCCUCUGAUUCUCUCAAGUUCUCUGAAGCAUCAACAGUUUCACUGGCAGAUUCUGAAGGUCAUUUUACCUCAGCCCUCACUGAAACUACCUCCUAUUUUGAGUUUUCACUCAUCUCCCAUGAAUCCGCAGUCACCACACUGGGGCCCUCCAGUUCUGAGCCCACCCUUGACAUUUGGACUGCUGGAACUCACUCAACCUCACUUUUGACUGCUUUUCGUACUACACCCAUUUUAACAGAGUCUUCUCUCUUUUCAACUCUGAUACCUUCCAGUGAGGAUAUCAGUGCUACAAAUGAUCACACGUCUGUCUUUUCCUCUUUCUCCAAAGUCAUUCCUACCACUACAGUACUGGUCACUGCCGUGUACUCGUCAUCAGCGUCCUCAUUGGUUUCUGAGCUGACCCCCUCAUCUCUGCCUACAGAGCCGAUCUUUGUGGGCCCGUCAUUCACACCCACAGACCUACCGAUGAACACCUCCACUGAACUGAGCACAUCUAAUACCAGUGCUGCCCCUGAUAAUACCAUUGGCACCACCCUGAACAGCAAAACUGCAAGUCAGAAUCCCCACAGAAGCAGCACGACGCUCCCCCUGCCAUCCCUUCAUCCGGUGAUCACCCCCACUCCUCAAGCACCAGUUGAUACUCCAGCACUGGUCACCACCAAGCUGCCAUAUGUAUGUGAUAUUACAGUUCCUGAUGCCUAUUUGAUCACAACUGUGCUGGCCAGAAGAGCCGUGCAGGAGUACAUCAUCACAUCCAUCAAAGAGGUGUUGAGGAUUCACUUCAAUCGUGCCGUGGAGCUCAAGGUUUAUGAAUUAUUCGCUGAUUUCACUUUUCUGGUAACAUCUGGUCCUUUUGUGUACACGGCAAUAUCAGUCAUAAAUGUACUUAUAAAUAGUAAACUUGUACGUGACCAAACUCCUUUAAUCCUGGCUGUGAAACCUUCCUUCCUUGUGCCAGAGUCCAGGUUCCAAGUCCAAACAGUACUUCAGUUUGUGCCUCAGAGUGUGGAUACUGGCUUCUGCAACUUCACCCAGCGCAUUGAGAAAGGCCUGAUGGUAGCUCUCUCUGAAGUGAGAAAACACCACCAGGGGACGUACAACCUCACGGUGCAGAUCUUGAAUAUCACCGUGGGUUCUUCAAGGGUGGCUCCUCGGCGGGGCCCAGUGAACAUCGUCUUUGCUGUGAAAGGCUCGCAGGGGUUUCUGAAUGGGUCGGAAGUGAGCGAGCUGCUCAGGAACUUGAGUGUGGUGGAGUUCAGCUUCUAUCUGGGAUACCCGGUGCUACAGAUCGCCGAGCCCUUCCAGUACCCACAGCUCAACUUAUCUCAGUUGUUGAAGUCCUCUUGGGUGAGAACAGUCCUCCUGGGCGUCGUUGAGAAGCAGCUCCAGAAUGAAGUGUUUCAAGCUGAGAUGGAGCGCAAACUGGCCCAGCUGCUCAGUGAGGUUUCCACCAGAAGGCGGAUGUGGAGAAGGGCCACCGUCACUGCCGGGAACAGCGUGGUGCAGGUGGUAAAUGUGUCAAGGCUGGAGGGAGAUGACAAUCCCGUGCAGCUCAUCUACUUUGUGGAGGAUCAAGAUGGAGAAAGACUCAGUGCAGUCAAGUCUUCAGACCUGAUCAACAAGAUAGAUGUCCAGAGAGCAGCCAUUAUCUUGGGUUACCGAAUUCAAGGUGCUGUUGCCCAACCCGUGGACAGGGUAAAGAGGCCGUCCCCAGAGUCCCAGAGCAGCAACCUCUGGGUCAUUGUGGGCGUGGUCAUUCCAGUGCUGGUGGUGAUGGUGAUCGUCGUCAUCCUCUACUGGAAACUCUGCCGCACGGACAAGUUGGACUUUCAGCCUGACACGGUGGCCAACAUUCAGCAGCGUCAGAAGUUGCAGAUCCCUAGCGUCAAGGGCUUCGAUUUUGCUAAGCAGCAUCUGGGUCAGCACAAUAAAGAUGACAUCUUGAUUAUUCAUGAGCCAGCACCACUGCCAGGCCCUGUGAAGGACCACACCACGCCCUCUGAAAACGGAGAUGUGCCGAGCCCCAAGGCGAAGAUCCCGGCCAAGAACGUCCGUCACAGAGGAAGAGUUUCUCCCUCAGAUGCCGACUCUACAGUGAGCGAAGAGUCCAGCGAUAGGGACGCAGGAGACAAGACGCCAGGAGUGGUGAACGACGGGCCACCGCCCCCCAGUUCAGGGAAUGAGCAGCACUCGUCAGCCUCCAUCUUUGAGCACGUGGACAGGAUCUCCCGCUCCUCAGAGGCCAGUCGGCGGGUCCCCAGUAAGAUCCAGCUGAUUGCCAUGCAGCCGAUCCCAGCUCCCCCAGUUCAGCACCCCAUACUGGCUGACCGAGUGGCAGAAACCAACAAAAUUAACAAAGAGAUUCAGACGGCGCUGCGACACAAGUCGGAGAUCGAGCACCAUCGGAACAAGAUCCGGCUCCGCGCCAAGCGCCGCGGCCACUACGAGUUCCCGGUGCUGGACGAGCUGUCCUCGGGCGACACGCGCGAGCGGCACCGUGUGUACCGCCGGGCGCAGAUGCAGAUCGACAAGAUCCUGGACCCCACGGCCAGCGUGCCCUCCGUGUUCAUAGAGCCCCGGAAGAGUUCGCGGAUAAAGCGUUCUCCCAAGCCACGCCGGAAACACCAGGUCAACGGCUGCCCUGGAGAUGCCGAGAAGGACAGGCUGAUCACCACAGACAGUGACGGCACUUACAAAAGGCCCCCUGGCGUCCACAACUCUGCCUACAUUGGCUGCCCAUCCGAUCCCGACCUCCCGGCAGAUGUGCAGACACCGUCUUCUGCUGAGCUGGGGAGGUAUCCAGGCCUGCCCUUCCCGGCCUCCCAGUAUGUCCCGCCCCAGCCGUCCAUUGAGGAGGCGCGCCAGACCAUGCACUCUCUCCUGGAUGACGCUUUUGCCCUCGUGGCCCCCAGCAGCCAGCCUGCCAACGCUGUGGCUGCAGGCCCCGGGGUCCCAGCCGGCCUGCCUGUGAACAGCACUCCUUCCCGGGAAGAGAGGCGAGCCACUCAAUGGGGAUCCUUCUACAGUUCAGCUCAGACAGCCAACAACCCAUGCAGCAGAUAUGAAGACUAUGGAAUGACUCCCCCUUCAGGCCCAUUGCCGAGACCAGGUUUUGGCCCCGGUUUGCUGCAGUCUUCGGAGCUGGUGCCUCCUGAGCCCCAGCAGCCACAGGCGUCAGCUGAUGCCCCAUUUGCUGCCCGAGGGAUCUACUCCGAGGAGAUGCCGUCAGUGGCCCGGCCUCGGCCCGUCGGUGGCACCACAGGCUCCCAGAUCCAGCACCUGACGCAGGUGGGAAUUGCGAGCAGAAUUGGAGCUCAGCCAGUGGAGAUCCCAGCGAGCAGAGGUGCCCAGUACGGGGGACCAGGCUGGCCUUCGUACGGGGAGGAGGAAGCAGGGCGCAGAGAGGCCACACACAUGCUCGGCCAUCAAGAGUAUUCUUCUUCACCGCUGUUCCAGGUGCCAAGGACUUCAGGCAGGGAGCCCUCAGCUCCUCCCGGGAACCUCCCACACAGGGGGCUGCCAGGCGCCGGGCUGGCUUACCCUACCAGCUCCACGGAAGACCUCCAGCCCAGCCACUCCUCAGCUUCUCUCAUCAAAGCGAUCCGUGAGGAGCUCCUCCGGCUCUCCCAGAAACAGACCGCCGUGCAGAACUUCCACAGCUGAUGGGCCUCGCCUUGCAGAUUUGCCAAGUAUCUGCUUCCCGUGGAAGCAAGACUAAAAGGAAAUCAGCUGAAUGGGUGUUUGUAAGAGGACGAGCAUCUCCUGGACUAGGUGCCCACGUCAAGGAGCAAGUUGCAAUUUUAGAGGAUGCCAUAAGUCACGUGACAGCUCAUGAUGCUUUUAAAUAAGUUGGCAAUUUUGUGACCACUUGGGUUCAAUCGAAAUUUACAUACUUUGGGCCAAAAGCCAGCAGCACUUCACGAAAGACAAACCACAAACCUAAGCUAACAAAAUUACCAAGUUAGUCUUCUUUUUAAAGGCAAAAGAUGAAAAUGUGUAGAGGGUCUAGGGAUUCAAGGAUCCAGCAUUUCCGGGGGAAGAUGUGAUUCAGACUGGUUUGUACGAUGAACCUGCUGCUUUGUUUUCUGAGAAAAGAGAUUUGAAGACAUUUUAUUAACAGCUUGAUUUCCCUCUUUUUCUCCAUAGGAACUUAUUUUAAUAGUAAUAUUAACAACAAGAAUACUAAGACUGUUCGGGAAUUUAAAAAGCUACUAGUGAGAAACCAAAUGAUAGAUUGUAGAGCCUGAGGAUUCCAAACUGAAGCCAUCAUCUGCAUUUUCCUUCUUCUUCUGGUGCUACAGCUCCGAGAGCCCCUUCUCGUUAUGUGUGUGAAAUGCAACUUUGGCUUUAUCAACGGAAGAAUAUGUUGAAGGUUUCAUUUUGUUCUAGAAAGAAAAAAAACCCUUCCCAAUCAGGGGAGGAAAGCUUAGUAUUUAUUUGGUUAUUCAAAAUACAUAUCAAAAUUUAGAUUUACAUUCUUCAUUGUAUUUGCUGUUAAUUCACUGGGCACGUGCAACUGCCGAUAGCAUCCCGUUCAGCACGUGCCAGCAUUAAGGCCAGUCCUGUAGAAUGAGGCUCUCAGGAGGUCCUAACCCGUCCUUGCACUUUGCUGGUGAGUUGCUCACAAACUGUUUGAAUGAAAAAUCUUACAUAAGCAAAACUUCUUUUUAAAACUUCCUCAUACCACCGAUUGUUAUUCAUGAAUACGUUCCUAGCAAUCUAAUUCUCUGUGUUCGACACCUGGAGAUGAGACUGUGGUUCAGUCUCUCGGUAAUGAAUCAAGAAAUGUAAAGAGGAGCUUUGAGACUGUGAGGGAAGGAGAGAGCUGCUCCGAAUUCCUCAUUCUGUUGUGCGUGACGCUGCUGAGUGACUGUUAGAACCAUCUGAUGUACUUUGGCCCUGACAGAGGGUAUCAUCUCAAUUGAGAUUUACUCCUGAAGUAACCAUUUCCCCACUUCCCAAAUUAGAAUAAGAAAUAUAACAACCAGGGCUUCUCUGUUUCCCAUGAGCUAAGUGAAAUUCAGGAGAAAAACAGACCUGGAGAACAGAUUUCCACUAUAAUAAUCCUCUUUUUUAAAUCAACUAAUACUUUUAAUUAAACAAUAGAUAAACAGGCAGAAUUUGGGGCUCUGAGUAAUCAAAAUCUGUGCAUCUGUGCCAAAUUUAAGAACCCUGAAACAGCUAAAAUAGGAUUCCAAAGUGUCAGCAUUGGGUUCUGGAAUCAUGUUUCAGCGCCUCCUUAAUUAAGCCGGUCAUACAAACCUGUAGUUUAGGGAAAAUUGGUUCUGGGAAGUUCAAAUGUAGUCAUUUCCUAUCUGUGCCCCUCUGAAAGAGGAGUGGGCAGGAGAAGGGUCUCUCCAGGAUGUUAAAUAAAGGAAUGAAACUCCUUUUCAGGCAGUCCUCACAGGCCCCAAAGAGCGUGGGAGAGAAGACCCUCCUCUGGGCUUGGUUCUUAGCUCUUGGUCUUGGUUUAAUACCAGACUUUCCCCCAAGUGGAGGAUUCUCUUUGCAAUGUCCACCAGAAAUAUCAGGUUUCCUGAAUGUUAUUAAGAAUUUCAACAUCCCACAACUAGAAGGACCUGCAACUAAGAUAUACAACCAUGUAUGGGGGGGCGGUUUGAGGAGAUAAAGCAGAAAAAAAAAAAGAAUUUCAGAUAGCCAAGCAGAAUUUUAUCUAACAGUGAAUUCAGAUCAUGUGACAGCUAAUGGAAUAAAUGCAGGCCCCUCUUCUUCCAUUCUACUCAAGGUCUUAAGUGUUUGCACGCAGAGUGUACUAAAAAGGGUCACCUCCCUUGUAUGUUGCAGAAACGGGCCUCUGUUUUAAAGGGAGCUGCGAUAGCAAUUUUGAUGCCUUUCAAACGAGCAUAAAAGGAUUCUACCUGUAUUGUUAUUCUUAGAAUUGGUACACUUUUAUACCGUUUCAGGACCAAAGGUAACGUAUAAUAAACAACCAGUGGUGGUGAGUGGUGUGGUUUGAGCAGGCCCUUGGGUUCACCAGCACUCUUGUGUUGGCCGUGAAGCACACUCAGUUUGCACUUGUCGCUAAACACCUGCCCCGGCAGUUUUACCCAUCACCGAACUCAGAACAGACUCUCUGUCCUGGGUACCACCAUGCUCAGAUGGGUCUUCAGACACUCAGUUAAUGUGAUCCACCUGAAAGAAAGGUCCUCAAGUUGGUUAUCAUGUAGCUUUGGAGUUCCAUAUAUUGAAGCACUCUCAAAUGAAAAAUUAAAUGUUAUGUCUAUUCUUUUUUCCUGUUUUAAAAGUUUUAGUGGUAAUAACACGAGCUAUAAAUUUGAGUCAGAGUUUUAGAGAAGAUUGGAGAAAUGAUCAUUUGCAGAGUCUACUUUGUCACUCAUUUGCUGUGUCAGGUCCCUUCUCUGAGCCUCAUUCUCCCUAUCAGCCAAACGAGGACAGACCUCCCUGGCCCCCUCCCAGGAUUUCUCAUUGUGAGAAUCAGCUGUGAUGGUCAUGUGUGCAAACGUCCCCUGUGGAGGGAGCACAAAGCACUGUGAAAUGUACAAUGUUAUCUGUGUGGUUCUGCUGGGAUGGACAAUGUGAUACACUAUGAUCUACUGGUGAAUGAGUUCACAUGGAGGUAACCAGAGCAAAACUAAAGGCCCCCUGUGACUCCUCUUCCUCUCGCCUGUUUUGCUUUAAAUUCACUUCCUUCACCUUUAACUUUCAAACAGCAUUUAUUAAACAUCUUUCUGCUGCUGAUUUUCUGCUGUUUCCGGCACCAAAUAAGUCAACAUUGAGCCCUGCCUUCUGCAAUCUUAGAAUCUAAGUCAGAUAACACAGACGGGUAUAAAAGAUGGACGAUACAGAUAAGUACAAUGGUUUAAAUAUCAGUAAAAUGCAUUGAAAGUACACAAGUGCAUUAGGUAUCAGAAGAAGAUGUGGAAGUGGCACAUUUGGAAGUGGUGGGCUCUUGGGGAGGAGUCAACUUCGGAAGCUACUUUACUGAAGACGGGGGGAGCCGCCCGGGCACAAGGCGAGAUGGUGUGCGAAGAGCCAAGAGGGGGCCUGGGGAAGGAUGUAGCAAGUGGGUGAAGCUGUCAUUGAAAAUGAAUUUGAUCUGCUACAAUAUGAGGAUGAAAUCCCUAACCACGCUGUUUAGGGAGUUUCAAUAAAAGGAGAGGAGGAAGUGUUCCUAUGAGGAUAUGUUUGCAGUAAGACAGCAAGAAAAUGACGAGGUUGUGAAGAAAGUCUACAGAGGAAGAGAUCCGGGCUGGAGGAGCGGAGGGGAGAGUCCCAAGAACCGCUGAAGGAGCAAAUGUAAAGUAUGGAGAGAGUGCUAAGUAUUCCACCGAGGGUUACUGCUUAGAGCAGAUCUCAGUGGUCAGCAUUCAGCACAUUAAAUCCUUUGUGGAACAUAGUGGGUUAUAAAGAAAUGUAUUUGACUUCUUUACAGCUACCUACACAUUUUUCUCCAAAUUUUAUUUCAGAGUCUGUUUUGAUUUUGGUGGCACGUGGCUCUUGAGCAGCAGCCUAAGCGGGUUUUUGCCAACCAGAUUUUCAGGGCAUGAGGCCUGUGAUGCAGAGCACAGGUGAGGGUACGCCUGAAGGCUUUGGGCUGAAACAAGGAAUUCUGUGCUUUACGAGCCUCCCAUUUAACUGUGUACAGGGUCAGUGUUUACUGCAUUGGCACAACCUCUUCGUGCUCUAGCGACCAAGCCGAUCACUCGGACGCUGAUUUGCAUUUGCAGUGAUUCACAGGUUAAUCAUUAAAUUUCUCUGUCCCUUUCAUACUAGAUUCUUAGCCAUGAAUGAAUUUGUCAGUUGGAAGGAAAGCGGGAUAAGGUUCUGGGCCGGGGGGAAGAGGGCUCUAGUCUUAACUACCAUGCUGACUUCAGUGCUAGUUGAGUUUUAGCCAUUUCAUUUCUACCUCCAGAGCAAGUCUCCAAAGCCAGUCUCCAGAGCCUGCUUAUCCACGUUUGUCCCCGACAGGAGUGUGGGGAAGUCCACUUCUCUACCUGAACAUAGACCAUUUGAACCCAAAACACGUUUUUAUGGGAUGGUAACUUGAACUUCAUUUUUGCAUUUCAUCCAACACGUUAACAGAUAACAGGUGAGAAGAGUUUCUAUGAGCAACUGCUGUAACAUACUCAUAAAAGGUAAUAGGCUUGCACCCAUCACCCAAUGAACAAGGAGUGUGUAUAUUUCAGGUUUCUUUUGAUAUUCUUGGAGGUGAUUUUUUCUCUAGUAUUAAGAAGACUUGAAAACUGAAACCUCACGGUACGAUCCUAAUUCCAUGCUGUGUGUGUAACAGGACACUUGAGAAUUUAUCUUAAGAACAUGCAGCAGCAUUGAAAUUUAGGAAAAGAAUAUUAAAUGCCUUUGGAAAGAUGAAACAAAGUUAGGAACCGGCGAGCGAGUGAGGGAAGGAGUGAAUGUCCUAAUUGGAGGCACUCUAGUCCGGAUGAGUUUCCUACAGGGUAGGUAAUUCUGCCGUUCCUUGCUUUUCCUUCUUGCUCCAGGUUUUCCUGCUCUGGGGCCACUUCACAUUUAAAGAAAGAGUGAAUAGGUAGAAGGGACAGAGAUGGAAAUGUAAGUGAUGUGAGUCUCUGAUUCCAUGGAACCUUUCUGGACAAGUUGGAGCAUCGUAGUCUCAUGCCCACCAGAUUUCAAGCAUUCGUAACUCGACUCCCUAAGUGUGCCAGUUAGGGAUAGUACAGGGCCAGGUUCAAGCCAGAUACCCUGUACUGGUCCUCCUGGACCUGUGGGGCAAGGAGGAGGCACGAGGGAUGGAGGCUCCACCAAUUAGCUCAGUUGCUCUAAGCACCAGAGGGCUUGGUUCAGAAAAGGGGAGGAAGAACUCAACUUUGCCGUCCCUCAGAGCAUCGUGGAGGGAGCAUGGAGACUGGGCCAGCGUUGUCCUUACGGGAAAGGGGGGCUGAGCAGAGCCGCUCUGGGAUGCCCGCUUGUCUCCUCCUCCUUUGUCAAGGUCCAUGUUCUUCUGACUCUUUCUGCACUCUCGUUCCUAGAUUAUGAGUGUUAAUGUACGAAAAUAUGCAGAGUAAAUUGAGGCCCCUUGGGGCCUCAAUACUGCAACUUGAACUUGACAAUCAUGGUUUGCUGGUCUCAAAUGGACACUUAAACUUCAGUAUGGGUAUAUGAUUUAGUAAUUGAACCCUCCCUUCUAUUUGUCGGUUAUGUUUCUACCCUUCAAUUAGCUGCACUGUUUUCUAAUGUGCUGUAGAGUUUUUGAAAUAAUUUAUGCAAGUGUUUGGUUUCCAUGUUUACAAUUUAUACAGCUUUCCUAGCAUUUUAAAUGGAAAUGUCAAUAAAUGCUAUGAAUUGGUGUCAAAUGA
This is a messenger RNA of Equus caballus (horse), 11531 nucleotides long. Lineage: Eukaryota; Metazoa; Chordata; Mammalia; Perissodactyla; Equidae. The record is from RefSeq and is a predicted model, not a curated record.